Messenger RNA from Ornithodoros turicata, 1167 nucleotides. RefSeq names its product aldo-keto reductase family 1 member B1-like. Gene Ontology annotation, molecular function: aldose reductase (NADPH) activity. Gene Ontology annotation, cellular component: cytosol. The transcript has 11 exons. The coding region runs from base 108 to 1058 and encodes 316 amino acids. The record is from RefSeq and is a predicted model, not a curated record. Lineage: Eukaryota; Metazoa; Arthropoda; Arachnida; Ixodida; Argasidae.
UGCGGAGAUACAUCUGCACGUGACAUGUCGUUGUUUACCGCCACACGUUUUCUGGUUCUUCUACAACGUGAAGUAUACGUGUGUAAUACAACUUGAGGAAGUCAGAGAUGACAGACUGCCCAAAGAUUACUCUGGCUGAUGGCAACAAGAUACCCAUCCUGGGAUUAGGUACCUGGAAGUCUGCACCAUCCCAAGUGUACGAAGCCGUGUGCGAGGCGCUCGCGCUGGGUUACCGCCAUGUUGACUGUGCAUUGGUUUACCUGAACGAGACUGAAAUUGGAAGAGCUAUUGCUCACAGCAUUAAGAAUGAUGUCCUCAAGAGAGAAGAGCUCUUCGUCACCAGCAAGUGCUGGAACUCCUUUCACAGCAAGCAUGCUGUCGUGGAAUGCUGUAAAAGAAGCCUGAACUGCCUGGGACUCGACUAUAUCGACCUCUACCUUGUGCACUGGCCUAUGUCGUUCAAGGAGGGAGGAGAGUUAUUCCCCAAGGAUGACAGGGGUCGUAUGCUGUACUCGGACGUUGACAUUUUGGAGACGUGGCAGGGAAUGGAGGUUUGCCACAGGAACGGCUGGGUGCGCUCCAUUGGCUUGUCUAACUUCAACUCGGAGCAAGUGACGAGGAUUUUGAAUUCAGCCACGGUCAAACCUGUAAUGAACCAAAUUGAGAGCCACCCGUACCUGACGCAAAAGAAUCUGAUAGAAUUUUGCCGGAACCGGAAACUAGCCAUCACAGCCUACAGUCCCCUGGGAUCUCCAGACAGGCCAUGGGCUCCCAGGAACGAGAGGCCGCUCAUGGAAGAUCCCAUCGUUUGUGAAAUCGCAGAAAAAUUGAACGUCACCCCUGCCCAAGUUCUUAUUCGUUACCCGAUUGAACGUGGUCUCGUGACAAUUCCCAAGACCGUACACAAGAAAAGACUCGAGGAAAAUUAUCGGGUACUGAACAUCAAACUUUCGGACAGCGACGUGAAGGCCUUGGAUGCUUUGAACCAGGGUUUUCGAUCCGUUUCGUUUGAAGAGGCCAAAACAAGCAAACUCUACCCGUUCAACAUCCCUUUUUGACCGGUUACAACAUUACAUUUUGACCAGUUCAUUUUGUACUUUCCACGUUAAAUGACAGUGUGCAACAAAAUGUGUUUGAACAACUGAUAAAAACACUGAUGAAACAUUA